AGGGAAAGAUCUGACAAACCCUGGCAGCAGCCUCAGCACCAAGCUGAGUUUCUGGAAGAAGCAUUCGGAUUCUGUGAACUUUCUUCUCAGCAUCCUCCCUCGGAUUCUCUUUUCGGGUAAAAGAAGGAGACCAGCUCGGGGACCACAGAACAGGAAACCACCGAGGAUGCAGCCUGAGCAGCCAGGAACCAUGGAGGAGAAGCCGGGGGAGGAGACUAGCCGAGGAGGCAAUCUGUUCCCCUGAAGCCGCAAGCAGGGAUUCCAGCAGGAGGGAGGGAGCCCCUGUCUGCCGCAGAUUGAUGGCUGUGUCCUUGGAACAGAAAGGAAUUCUGCCUCCACCCGCCGAACACAAAGCUGCUUAGAGAAGCACCAACUUGGGAAGUUGCCAGAGCUCCUAGCAGCCCCCUCCUGCACCUUUGGGACACAUGACUCUUUCCAAGCUCAGCAGUGCAAACAAUGGGUGGCCCUUGGGGUCUUCCCCUCCCCGGGGAUUACCAUAGACACUGAGCCAAGGACUCGGGCUUUCCGAAGGCCCAUGGAGAUCCACUUCACUCCGGGCUCCCUGCCCAAAACACCCACCCAUGGACCCCCUUGGACUCGAGUCCACUGGGCCACCAAUAGAAUCCCCUUUGAGUCCUUGAAUGCUGGAGACCCCAACGCAGCUCUGGCAUCUGAUCAUCAAUCCCAGACUUGGGGCGGGGCUGGGGACUUUUAGAUAUUCUGGGACCUUUAAAAGGCCCCUUUCGUGUCCUUAGCUCCCCCCUCCCAUCUCUCAGACACUGCACAAAGAGGAAGCUCCCAGAAGUCAUGGGUGCGAGGGACACAAAAGAUCUGCAGGGACCCUUCCACUUCCAGCUGGCAGCUGGCCCAGCCCCACCCUUGCCUCCUUUCUUUCUCAAGUUUUGAUCGUCUUUGCAGACCCUGGAGAACCUCAAACAGGUUGCUUGCCCCCUAAACUCCAAAGGGGACUUCCUGUGGCUCUCACUCAGUGGCUCCCAGGAAAGGCUUGAGCCAUGACGUCCCUACUCAGAAGACCCACCCUCCAGGGCUCUAAGCCCCGAUGCCGCUGCCUUCCUGUGCCACUGACUCUCAAUUCUAUGGACACAACAGCCCCAGCCCCUGUGGACUCCAUUCAGCACUGCCGUUGCCAGCUGCCUAAGAUGGGUGACACCUGGUCCCAGCUGCCCUGGCCUGGGCCACCACAACCAGCCGUGCUCCUGGUCUCCCUCCUCUUGGCAGCCGGGGUGAUGCACUCGGACGCAGGCACCAGCUGCCCCGUCCUUUGCACAUGCCAUAACCAGGUGGUGGAUUGCAGCAGCCAACGGCUAUUCUCCGUGCCCCCAGACCUGCCAAUGGACACGCGCAACCUCAGCCUGGCCCACAACCGCAUCGCCACUGUGCCGCCGGGCUACCUCACGUGCUACAUGGAGCUCAGGGUGUUGGAUUUGCACAACAACUCCUUGAUCGAGCUGCCCCCAGGCCUCUUCCUCCAUGCCAAGCGCUUGGCACACCUGGAUCUGAGUUACAACAACCUCAGCCACGUGCCAGCUGACAUGUUCCAGGAAGCCCAUGGCCUGGUGCACAUCGACCUGAGCCACAACCCGUGGUUGCGCAGGGUGCACCCGCAGGCCUUCCAGGGACUGAUGCAGCUCCGAGACCUGGACCUCAGCUACGGGGGCCUGGCCUUCCUCAGCCUCGAGGCCCUGGAAGGCUUGCCAGGGCUGGUGACCCUGCAGAUCGGUGGCAACCCCUGGGUGUGCGGCUGCACCAUGGAGCCCCUGCUGAAGUGGCUGCGAAACCGGAUCCAGCGCUGCACCUCAGAUUCUCAGCUGGCUGAGUGCCGGGGGCCCCCUGAAGUUGAGGGUGCCCCACUCUUCUCCCUCACUGAGGAGAGCUUCAAGGCUUGUCACCUGACCCUGACCCUGGAUGAUUACCUCUUCAUCGCAUUCGUGGGCUUCGUGGUAUCCAUCGCAUCUGUGGCCACCAACUUCCUCCUGGGCAUCACAGCCAACUGCUGCCACCGUUGGAGCAAAGCCAGUGAAGAGGAAGAGAUAUGAUGUACGUGGCUGACAUCCCCUCCAUGCUGCUGACCACCUCUGCCAUUCAUACCAGACACUCUCCCUGGCUGCUCACUCUAGCCCCAUGGUGCCCUGGCCACCUCUGUCAUAGCUCAUGCAAUGUCAGGAAACUGCUUUUGAAUAGCUUCUACUGUGGGCCAGGCACUGUGCUAGGAACUGGCAGUGUUAAAUGAA
This is a messenger RNA of Pipistrellus kuhlii (Kuhl's pipistrelle), 2252 nucleotides long. It is a transcript of the gene LRRC55, whose product is annotated as leucine rich repeat containing 55. The coding region runs from base 1014 to 2057 and encodes 347 amino acids. Gene Ontology annotation, cellular component: voltage-gated potassium channel complex. NCBI's taxonomy places the organism in Eukaryota, Metazoa, Chordata, Mammalia, Chiroptera, Vespertilionidae. The record is from RefSeq and is a predicted model, not a curated record. The transcript is spliced from 3 exons. Gene Ontology annotation, molecular function: potassium channel activator activity; voltage-gated potassium channel activity; transmembrane transporter binding.